AUGCAAGCAACGACAAAUCCAGGAACAUUAAUUGAUAUCGAAGUAAGAGACGAUGACUCCUUUUUGUAUGUAUUUACUGCUUUAAAUGCCUCGAUUAAAGGUUGGCAGCACUACAGCCCCGUUAUGAUUAUUGACGGAACGUUCUUGAAAGCGGCAUAUGGUGGCACCCUUCUAGUUGCAACAGCCCAAGAUGCCGCAGGAAAGCUUUUUCCUUUAGCUUUUGCUAUUGUUGAUUUUGAAAAUGACAAGUCAUGGGAGUAUUUUUUCACACAAAUAAGAAAUGCAUUUGGUUUGCGAGAAGGUAUGUGCAUUGUAUCAGAUAGGCAUCUGAGCAUUGAUAAAGUUGCAGAAAAGAUUUAUCCAGAAGCUACACAUUGUUUGUGCAUGUUUCACCUUCUCAAUAACAUCAAAGUAAAUUUCAAGAGAAAUGCCAAAAAGGUUAAAGUUCCAUUUUUUGCAGCCGCAAAAGCAUAUACAGAGAAUGAUUUCAAUUAUCACAUGAAGGAGCUAGAUGAACUAGAUGAACGAAUCAGGCCGUAUCUUGAAGGUAUCGGUAAUAAAAGAUGGUCUAGGAACAUAGCCCACAAUACAAUUACAAGGAUGAUGAAAAAACAUGAAGAUGUGCUCGCACAAAGUUAUGUAAAUUCACUCAAGUUACAGCUGUGUAUUUCUGUAAAACCAUCUUCAAAUGAAUUGUUCACAGUGAUGCAUAACGGGAAAAAAUACACGGUAGACUUGAAGAAGAGAACUUGCACUUGCAAAAGAUUUGAUAUAGAUGAAAUUCCAUGCCAACAUGCAGUGGUGAUUCUCAAUGAAAUGAACCGGGAACCCUAUGAUUUUUGUUCAAGGUACUACAUGAAAGAAGCUAUGCUAUCAACAUAUAGUGAGAUGAUGUUUCCGAUAGAAAAACAAGAUGAAUGGAUUAUACCAUAA
Messenger RNA from Mercurialis annua (annual mercury), 933 nucleotides. RefSeq lists its product as uncharacterized. The transcript is spliced from 4 exons. Gene Ontology annotation, molecular function: zinc ion binding. The record is from RefSeq and is a predicted model, not a curated record. The coding region runs from base 1 to 933 and encodes 310 amino acids. NCBI's taxonomy places the organism in Eukaryota, Viridiplantae, Streptophyta, Magnoliopsida, Malpighiales, Euphorbiaceae.